UGCACUCCCUGUUCGUUUUUCUUUUUUAUAUAUUGAGACUGGAGAACCGCAGCCACGAGCGAGCGCACUCGUGUCAAUAGCCAUUAGGAUGCUCUGCUCAUGCCCAUAGGCUGCGUUCGGGCCCGUUUCUUCAGUGAUCCGGAUUUAACUUACAAGCGAACCCGCUUUAUUGGGGCGGCUCCUUUGUUCUGCAGCAUCCAGCGGGAUAUCUGUGCGGUGUGACCUUGCGCUGAAUGUCCUUUGAAACGGAUUUUAAUCCCUGAACGGAAAAUUAAGACUUGAAUUGCAACAAUGGAUAUUGUAACACAUCUCAUCAACGACACAAUUGAAUUCUACAAAUGGAGCCUUACCAUUGCAGACAAGCGAGUGGAGAAAUGGCCACUGAUGGACUCUCCUCUCCCCACAUUGGCCAUCAGCUCCUCAUACCUCCUCUUCCUCUGGCUGGGGCCAAAGUUCAUGAAGAACAGGGAGCACUUUCAGCUCCGAAAGACCCUUAUUGUCUACAACUUCAGCAUGGUUAUUUUUAACCUUUUCAUCUUCAAAGAGCUCUUCCUCGCAGCACGGGCAGCAAAUUACAGCUACCUCUGCCAGACGGUGGACUACUCGGAGAACCCUAAUGAAGUCAGGAUGGCAGCUGCCCUGUGGUGGUACUUUAUCUCAAAGGGAGUAGAGUACCUAGACACAGUGUUCUUCAUCCUACGUAAGAAGUUCAAUCACGUCAGCUUCCUGCACGUUUAUCACCACUGUACCAUGUUCACCCUGUGGUGGAUUGGCAUCAAGUGGGUGGCAGGGGGACAGUCAUUCUUUGGUGCUCAUAUGAAUGCAGCUAUCCAUGUCCUCAUGUAUCUCUAUUAUGGGCUGGCUGCCUGUGGGCCAAAGAUCCAGAAAUACUUGUGGUGGAAGAAGUACCUGACAAUUAUCCAAAUGAUCCAGUUCCAUGUUACCAUUGGCCACACUGCUCUGUCCCUCUAUACUGAUUGCCCCUUCCCUAAGUGGAUGCACUGGUGUCUGAUUGGCUAUGCCCUCACCUUCAUCGUCCUUUUCGGAAACUUCUACUAUCAGACCUACCGACGCCAGCCCCGUCGUGAAGGUCCACCCAAGGCAGGCAAAGCUGUGUCUAACGGGGCUCCUAAUGGCGCGCUGGCGGCCAGUAAUGGAGUCACUGGCAAGAUGGCAGAGAAGCCAGCGGCGGCAGAAAAUGGAAGGAGGAAGAGAAAGGGCAGGGCGAAGCGUGACUAGAGCAGGGAGGGGACGAGGGGCAGGAACAGGCAGGAUUCCAUACAGACGCUGCCAAGACCACAGACUAAAUAGCUGAUGGAAGUGAAAGGACAUUGGCUGCCUGUUUUGAGAGAGCUGUAAGAUUUACAGCUCAGUGUAGGAGGUGUUUUUUCACCACCAGGCCUGGUGGAUCAAAUUAGAAAUAUCUGAUAAGAACAAAUUGUAUUCCCUCUCCUUACAGCUGAGUGUUUUCGCUGAUUAUGUGCAUAAGCAUCACUGUAAGGAGAAUUGAUCUACUUACGCUGUGCCCACAUAUAUUCUUUCAUCACAGUUGUCUCUAGGUUGAGCAAGCUUUACGAAAUGCUGGAAGAAAUCUUGUUUGUUCUAAAAUUAAAUUAGUUUGAAGUUUAUAGAAGAUUGAAUGUCAGGCUGGUUGGCCCUAGAGAGGUUGUUAAUUACAAAACUUAACAAAAACUACACGUUAUCUAUUACAACAACAAGGGCAUUUACGAUCCGAUUAUGGAUUUCUGCAGUUAUUUGAUUAUUCAAACUCUCAUGUAAACUGCAUACUCUGAUUCCUCAAAACGGAUUAAGGUUUAAAUACCAGAGAGCUGAGGUUCACUUUAUAAUUGUAUUUCUUCAUUUCGUCAUGUACUGGAGAGUUCUGAGAAUUCUUAGAUUGCUCAGUUUGUGCAUGCAUGAAAACAGAACUUGGUACUGGUCUGUUGUGGCAAAACACUUUCAGAGCGAUGAUUAAUCAGUUUGAAUAAUCUCAUAUUGUGGAUUGAUGGGUUAAAAAACACCAAAAUUUGAGAUUUACAUGCUGUUUACAUCACAUCUCAAACACAUUGAUUGGGUUGCUGAUAAACUCUUUUCUUUUUUUUUUUAUUCUGCAGUAAUUGGAUGCUUGUAAACACACUCACUGUGACUUUUCACAUGCAUAAAAAAUGAUCAACACCCUCCUAACUUUACUUUCCUUGCGCUACUUUGUGUGAUCAUGCACUAUUGUUUCUCAUUUGGCUGAAUAGGGUUUUAGAUGGCAUUCAUUAAAGCUUGUUCAACCUCACAACUACUUUAAAGGAACAAAUUUAAGGGGCAGAGCCUGAUAGGUCAGUGGAAUAUCAACUCAUGAUCAAGUGGGGCUCAACUCCUUAUCAAGGCAUGAUAUCAGUAUUCAGUAAAUCAGUAAAUCUUUCAUAUCUUCACUCUUUGCCUGUAUGUCUGCCUUGUAUGUCCUUGUCCUGUUGAUUCCCAUAAAUUAGGUGGUCAGGCCAGUCUUUCUCAGAACAACAAACACUGUACGUUUACAAGCGCCUAUACACAUGCUCCAGGACCGGCUGAAACAGGCCCUUAUUUUUUUUGUUUGUAGCUUAUGUCUAAUGACGCAUCAAAAAGAUUUUGAUUAGUUGAAUUAGUUAAUAAUGCUUGUGGAAAGAUAAUGCCAUAUAUAUUCCACUGUAGUGUUUUUCAGUUCCAAUCUUAGAGUGCCCUGUUCAGAGCUCAUGUUAGCAUAUUCUCUGUUCCAACACAGCUGUUUCAGCCCAUAAAGAAAUUAAUAAAUAACAUAAAAUUGCACAGCUGUGAUCCAACAGGGGAAGUAGCUAAACUGUGUUUUUAAUUAUUAACAGGCGUACUCCUAAACACUUAAAACACAUAAAAUAUGGCGAAACACCUGCAUUAUCUAUUUGAAUGUUAUAGGCAUCAACUCUGACGCACAUCAAGAAGCAUCAAAUUAUGCUGUCUUAUAUCUAGCUGAAAAAAAAGGGGUCAACCAAAUGUGAUUUAUUUUUGUUGUUAUUUAUUAAUUUAUUUACUUAUGUAUUUUGGUUUACUUAAUUGCUUAAGUGUUAGUUUUCUUUCACAUUUCCUUGCAUAAUCUGAUCGACAUCGCCUAGCUCCUGUAAAAUUGCCUUUUCCAUCAGGUUCUUGGAAGGGAAAGUUUCACCUUCAGUUAUAAUCAUGCAUAUGUUUAGAGAUGUGAUGCUGUUAUUACAUUUAGGCAGCUGAACUGAAGUUACAUGAGCAAGACAUGUCUGUCUAUAGAAACACUCUCUGAAGCCUGCACUCUUUCUGAAAUGUACGUCUAUGAGGUCUGAAAAUGUUACUCGUCAUAAGUUUUCAUUUUGAGUAAUUAUCCAAAAGAAAAUGUAAUGCUUGUGUUUUGUGUUCUUGAAUAAUUGUUUUUUUUAUGUUGUAUAUGCUGUGUGAUUUUGUACAUUUGUGCUUUUAAAAAUAAAAUGGGUAUCAUGAAGGGA
Molecule: messenger RNA, 3473 nt
Organism: Astyanax mexicanus (Mexican tetra)
Lineage: Eukaryota; Metazoa; Chordata; Actinopteri; Characiformes; Acestrorhamphidae
Gene: elovl4a
Product: ELOVL fatty acid elongase 4a
Exons: 7
Coding region: 292-1239 (315 amino acids)
Biological process (GO): fatty acid elongation, monounsaturated fatty acid; fatty acid elongation, saturated fatty acid; very long-chain fatty acid biosynthetic process
Cellular component (GO): endoplasmic reticulum; endoplasmic reticulum membrane
Molecular function (GO): fatty acid elongase activity
Source: RefSeq, a predicted model, not a curated record